AUGGAACAGUAUAAAAGAGUUGAAGGCGGCGAUGAUAAUGGUGGUGGUUCAGAUUGCAUUGCAUUUGCUGUUGUUAAUAUUUUCUACAAAAUGGCUGCCAAUGACGGAAUGAAGAUGACUGUUUUGAUUGCCUAUCGUUUUCUCUUUGCUUCUGCUUUUAUUCUUCCUCUUGCUCUUUUCCUUGAAAGGGGUGCAAUGGCCCAAAAUUUAUAUGCACAAAGUUUGGUUUUAACCUCAGCAACCUUUGCUACUGCCAUGACUAAUCUUGUUCCUGCCCUCACCUUCAUUUUGGCAACCUCUUUUCGGUUGGAGAGGCUGGGAUUCGGUACAACAGCAGGCAAGGCCAAAGUGUUGGGGACUUUAAUAUGCAUAGGUGGGGCCAUGCUUUUAACGCUCUACAAAGGUGCAGAGAUCGACAUCUUCUCUACAAACGUUAAUCUGUUGCACAAAAGUCAGCCCCAUCGGGGUGGACACGUGGCGUCAUCACACGAAGAAGGAGGCAAUCAUGCGUUGGGAGCUCUAUUGAUUGUAUGCUGUUGUUUCUCCGCUGCAGCCGGAUUGAUUGUUCAGGGGAUUGUGGCUUCAGGCGUUACGUGUACAUUCAUGGCUUGGGUUGUACAAAUGAGGGGUCCACUAUUCGUAUCAAUUUUUAACCCUCUGAUGCUAGUACUUGUGGCGAUCGCCGGGUCCUUGUUGUCACAGGAGAAGCUACACUUGGGCAGUGUGCUAGGAGCUGUGGUAAUAAUAUGCGGAUUAUACAUGAUUUUAUGGGGGAAAGGUAAAGAGUUGAAGAGAAUUUAUCAAUUAAUACCAUCAAAGAACUCCAGAGAAUUAGAAUGUAUUGAGAUCAUUGCUACUUCUUCGACAGAAAAUAACAACAACAUGAUUAAUAGCAACAUAAUAGCAAUUGAUUCAGACAACAUUACAUUGUACAAUAUUGCUUUAGAUGGAGACAUAUCAAAGAUGAAAAAUAUUGGGGAGGGAGAGGAGAGAAAGAAUUCCAAACUCGAUGUUAAUUAA
This is a messenger RNA of Camellia sinensis, 1020 nucleotides long. The record is from RefSeq and is a predicted model, not a curated record. NCBI's taxonomy places the organism in Eukaryota, Viridiplantae, Streptophyta, Magnoliopsida, Ericales, Theaceae.